Emiliania huxleyi CCMP1516 is the source of this 635-nucleotide messenger RNA. RefSeq lists its product as hypothetical. The record is from RefSeq and is a predicted model, not a curated record. Lineage: Eukaryota; Haptophyta; Isochrysidales; Noelaerhabdaceae. The transcript has 2 exons. The annotation marks the transcript as partial.
GUAGUUGUGCCGGAAGGCGUCGCGCCGGGCCAGAGCUUCUCCGUGCAGCUCCCUGCCACGGUGAGCGCCGUCUCUUCGCCGCCGCCGCCGCCACCGCCACCGCCGCUGCCGCCACCGCCGCUGUCGCCGCCGCCAGCACUGGCCGAGCCUAGCCUGCUCGGUAACUUCGUCACACCCGAGACCAACCCGUACGUGACGAGCAAGGCGCGGCGUGUGCGCGCAAAGUUUGGGGACGACGCGGCGGGUUUUGUUGACCUGAGUGACUCGGGCGAGCGGGCCAAGCUGUCCCGCCUCGAGAGCGACCUCGCGCAAUUCAAAGCUGAGCGUGGGCUGGCCGACAGGAGGCUGGCUGGCGGCGCCGCGGCUGAGCUGCAGGAGGAGGAGGAGGCGACGCCGCUCGCGCGCGUCAUCAACACCCUCGGCACUGUGCUCACCUUCAACUUUUUCGUCAUCAUCCUGUUCUUUGCCUGGUUCCUCACCGGCGUCGGCCUCCAGUUUGGCGCGCACGACGAGGCGGUGAUGAACACGUUUCGCACCGCGUGGGACCCGCUCAUCCUGCCUCUCCUCUCGACGCACAUGGCCCUCACCUUCCUCUCGGCGGGGCUCGAGAGGCUAGCCAAGCCGGCGGAGGAAGG